Molecule: messenger RNA, 1616 nt
Organism: Nanorana parkeri
Lineage: Eukaryota; Metazoa; Chordata; Amphibia; Anura; Dicroglossidae
Product: zinc finger protein 84-like
Exons: 3
Coding region: 45-1616 (523 amino acids)
Source: RefSeq, a predicted model, not a curated record
ACAUUCGGAAAACAUACUACUGCCAAUUUGACAUUCUUUAGCACAUGAUGAAUCCCAGAGGAGACAAGCUAUAUGAGUGCUCGCAGUGUGAGAGAAGCUUCAUUUCAAAGUCACUUCUUACAGUUCAGCAGAAGAUUCAUAAUGAAGAGAAACCAUCUGACAAGGGCUUAAAACACGAGACACAUGUCACUCAACAUCAGAGGAACCACGCAGGAGAGAAGACAUUUAAAUGCUCAGAAUGUGACAAGUGUUUCUCACGUAAGUAUCAUCUUACUCGACAUCAGAGGAACCACACAGGAGAGAAGACAUUUGAGUGCUCUGAAUGUAAGAAGUGCUUCUCAAAAAAAAUAAUUCUUAUCAGACACCAGAUGAUUCACACUGGAGAGAAGCCAUUUAAAUGCUCAGAAUGUGACAAGUGUUUCUCACGUAAGUGUCAUCUUACUCAACAUCAGAGGAUUCACACUGGAGAGAAUUUAUUAAGAUGCUCCGAAUGUGACAAGUGCUUCACAGCCAAGUCACAGCUUAUUAAACACCAGAGGAUUCACACCGGAGAGAAACCAUAUAGAUGUUCAGAAUGUGACAAGAGCUUUUCAUAUAAGGCAAGCUUUAUUCAACACCAGAUGAUUCACACCGGAGAGAAACCAUAUAGAUGUUCAGAAUGUGACAAGGGCUUCACACAAAAAUCACAUCUCAUUGAACAUCAGAGGAUUCACACUGGAGAGAAGCCAUAUAAAUGCUCUGAGUGUGACAAGAGUUUUUCAUAUAAGGCAAGCUUUAUUCAACAUCAGAUGACUCACACUGGAGAGAAGCCAUUUAAGUGUUCUGAAUGUGAAAAGGGUUUUACAUCAAAGGCAAACUUUAUUCAACACCAGAUGAGUCACACUGGAGAGAAGCCAUUUAAGUGUUCUGAAUGUGAAAUGGGUUUUACAUCGAAGGCAAGCUUUUUUCAACACCAGAUGACUCACACUGGAGAGAGACCAUUUAAAUGCUCAGAAUGUUUCAAGAGCUACACAACUAAGGGACAUCUUGUUGAACAUCAGAGGUUCCACACAGGAGAGUAUCUAAUUAGAUGUUUAGAAUGUGACAAGUGCUUUACACAAAAGAGCCUAUUUGAGGCACACCAGAGGAUCCACACAGGAGAGAAACCAUACAGGUGUUCAGAAUGUGGCAGAUGUUUCAGGUUGAAUAAGCAGCUUACUGGUCACUUGAGGACUCACACUGGAGAGAAACCAUUUAAAUGCCCAGUUUGUGACAAGGGCUUUGCUUAUAGGGGAAAUCUUACUGGUCACCAAAAGAUCCACCAAGGGGACAAGCUAUAUGAAUGCUCGGAGUGUGAGAGAAGCUUCAUUUCAAAGUCACUUCUUACAGUUCACCAGAAGAUUCAUAAUGAACAGAAACCAUUUGACAAGACACAUUUUACUCAACACCAGAGAAGCCACACAGGAGAGAAGAUAUUUGAGUGCUCAGAAUGUGACAAGGGCUUUUCACAGAAGAGGACUCACACUGGAGAGAAACCAUAUAGGUGCUUAGAAUGUGACAAGAGCUUCACAAAAAGGUCAUAUCUUAUCAGCCACCAGAAGAUUCACACUGGAGAAAAGUCUGUUUUGAUGCUCUGA